CGAUUCUGCAUAAAUACUAGUUCGGAUGUUGAGCAGAAGUAGAGAGAGCAGAGAGUUCAUCAUGACUCACCUAGCAGCAGCCCGAGUCGUGUCGUGCCUACUUCUGGUAGUCUUGAGUAUGACAACGUGUAAUGGAACAAGCGCCAAACAACUUCUAAGGUAUGACUACGCGACUGAGAGAUUUAUCACCAACGAUGACGCGCUGAAGGAGUUGUCAAAGCUAAGCCGUCCUGUCAGAGUGAUAGGCGCUAUAGGGGACGCGAGAGUUGGCAAGUCAACAACCCUCAACCACAUAGAACACGUAUGGCGGGGAGGUAACCAGGAGACGGUGGCGGAAAGGGUGUUCAACACAAGCAAUCAAGUACUGCCGUGUACGAGAGGGGUGUGGCUUUCUGUGACCGAGCAAGAUGCGGGGAGCCUGGUGCUGCUAGACGUGGAGGGAUCGGACCUGGGCGAUGACGCUAAGACAAGCCAGAUGAGUAUUUUCACGGCGCUCAUGUCAUCUGCGCUCAUGCUGUUUGGAGAAGGAGGCCUUGCGAAUCAUAACCGCGACUUCAUGUUUCGCCUGACGCGCGUCACACAAGAGAUCACGCGUGACGAGAUGCUCGACGGUGAUGCUCACGUAUUUCCUAGUUUGAGGGUCGUCUUGAGGCAAGCUCUGGAGCCGCCAGAUGGUGAAACGCUACGAAGCUUUAUCGUGGGAUCUUUGGUCGGAGAAAACGACGACAAAGCGGCAGUUAUCCGAAAGUAUUUCCCGGAAUCGAAGACAACAGUCAGCGUUAUCCCGGCAGUCUCCGAGCUCAAACAGGCUUCGGAUCAAGACUCAAAAGCCCUGGAAAACGCCGGGUACAGACAAGCUAUCGCAGACCUUGUGAAGAAUCUACAAUCAGUUCCCGCCAAAAGAGCUCGAGGCGCGCAGUUUGAUGGUCCAAUGCUAAGGCAACUGGCUUUGGAUGUAGUGGUAGCUCUGAAUAAGAACUCUUGGGCGAUUCUAGCAGAUACUUUUACAUCAUUCGAAAUUUCUUUCUGUGAAAAAGCCUUUAGGACUUUUAUCAAGCCCUUGGACAGGAGGGACCAUCCGCAAAUUAGAAAUACUAUGGAAUCUGCCUUACAGCAGUUUUCCAAGGAAUGCGUCCUGAGUGAUGAGAAGACGAAGGCAAAAAACUGGCUUGAGGAGGCUAUCCGAGUAAAGCAAAACGCUGAAGAGAAACAACGGUUGAUAGAACAGGAGCGACGGAAGGCAGAGGAUGAAAUAAGGAAACAGAAAGAGCUUGAAAAACAGCGCAAACAAGAGGAGGAAUUACAGAGAAAGCGGAUGGAGGAGGAAAGUAGAAGAAGAGAAACCGAGGAGAAGAGGAGAAAAGAGGAGAUGGAGAAGUCGAGAAGGGCGGAACAACAACGUGAACAGGAAAGACGGCGCUUAGAAGAGACGAGGGACGCAGAGAAAAGAGCACAAAAGGCUAAGAAGAAUAAUAAAAUCGUCAAAACAGUUGCUGCUGUCAUAGGCCUUGGAGUUCUUUUUAGCGACGAAAGACUCAAGCAAAACAUCACCACCAUUCCGGGUGCGGAUUAUGAGGCUAUCGGCCUGCGUGAGGUCGAGUGGGUGUGGAGGUCCCAGGCUGGGCCGCUGGGCCUGGAAGGGCGUGGUCGAGGGGUGAUAGCCCAGGAAGUGGAGGGAUUAUACCCGGCCGCGGUGCGUCUAGAAAGGAACGGCUAUAAGAGGGUGGACUAUGGUAUGUUAAGGAGUAUGAUAGAGCAGAAGCGCACCACAGAAUGACGGGAAACUAUCAGACUACGUUAAACAGUCGUCACUGAUAGUGGCGUAGUGCGCAAUUCGAAUAUAUAGAAAAAUAGUAAAACAGGCUAUAGCAUUUUAGUGUCAGGCGCUUAUAAACUUUUAGAACUAAUAUUUUCUAAACAUUUUUUUUCUUUCAGGUACUUUUCUAUACAUUUUAAACUUAGAUAACGCGAACUCUAUCCAGCCGUGUUUAUAAUUGUUUAUGUUAAAUAAUUGUCGCAUUCGCAAUUUUCGAGUGAUUUUUUUUCCGCCGCGCUCGCAAAUUUCGUGGGAUUUUUUUCAGCAGCAGUUAUCAAUUUUUGCGCUUCAUUUAUUUUGGCGCAUAUAAAUGCAGUGUGACAGUACUCUUGAUAAUUCUUGAUUCAUGUGAACAAUUGUUCAGAAAAGGGAGUCAAGGAAAUUUGGCGACGACAAUGACAACAAGGUCUCGGCUCGAAUAAAAGGUUUAUUCAGAUAUAAACUUAUAUAAAUCGCCAUAUGCCUAAUAUGUAUUUUUUAGCAAUAGAAUUGUUUAUGUACAAUUGUCAUUAUUUGAAUAAACCAUACGCAUAUGAA
Messenger RNA from Nematostella vectensis (starlet sea anemone), 2353 nucleotides. RefSeq lists its product as uncharacterized. The transcript is spliced from 2 exons. The record is from RefSeq and is a predicted model, not a curated record. Lineage: Eukaryota; Metazoa; Cnidaria; Anthozoa; Actiniaria; Edwardsiidae. Gene Ontology annotation, molecular function: GTPase activity; GTP binding. The coding region runs from base 26 to 1777 and encodes 583 amino acids.